AUGUGUGAUAACGUCUGGCAUAGCACGGUAUUCCUCGGAGCGCGACGCGUGAGCAACGCACAGCAGAUGCAAGGCAAAGAGAACUUCGCGACAUCGGAGAGUACCAAAGUUUGGUGGCAAAUAUACAGAAAGGUGUAUGUAUCAGGCUCAAUUGCGAAGUGGAAUCUGAUUGUUGCAAAGGUUGAUGAGAAAGAUUUUUCACCAGCUUUGCUGCAGAAGACGUCGACCCUGCUAAGGAAGAAUCCAGAGUACUACACAAUCUGGAAUGUCCGACGACGGAUUUUCAACAACGAGUUCAAUAAUAUCAACCGUCAAGCCGAUCAAGGGCAGCUCUCCGAAGACAACAAAUAUUCUCAGGCCUUGGACAUUAUCAACCUUGACCUACAGUUCAUAUUUCCACUUCUAUUACAAUAUCCAAAGUGCUACUGGAUCUGGAAUCAUAGAGUAUGGCUUCUACAACAAGCUUCGAAGUACUUGCCAGCAGAUCGAGCACGCUCAUUGUGGGAGGACGAGCUGAAGCUGGUGAGCAAGAUGCUCGGUAGGGACAGUCGCAAUUUCCAUGGCUGGGGCUAUCGAAGGAUAGUGGUUGAAAACCUUGAAGAUAGAGCUCUCAACGGAAAGAGUAUGGCCAGGGACGAAUACGACUAUACAACAAAGAUGAUCGGACAGAACCUAUCCAAUUUUUCGGCGUGGCACAAUCGUAGCAGGUUGAUCCUCUGUAUUCUAGACGAAGAAAGAGCUUCUACACAAGAGAGACAGGAGAUGCUAGAUGAAGAAAUUAAGCUUAUUCACAAAGCCCUCUUUGAUCCUUAUGAUCAAUCUUUGUGGUUUUACCAUCAACACCUAUUGUCGACGUUCGAUCCAGAUACAGCAGGAGCGUCCAUGAUGCCCGAAUUAUCGAACGAGAGUCGACUCACCUACGUCAAAGCUGAACAGGAAUUCAUCGAGGACUUGAUAGAGGAUGCUGAGGAUAGUAAAUGGGUGUACCAGGCAUUGAUUGAAUGCGCCCUGAUCGAAGCGAAACUAGUAAAUGGGUUGUCGGAAAAGAUGAGGACGAACAUCAAGGUAUGGUUGGACAAGUUGAAGCAGCUUGAUCCCCUUCGUCGUGGCAGAUGGAUAGACACAGAGCAGAGGCUGCUGAAGGACUUGCCAUAA
Lithohypha guttulata is the source of this 1155-nucleotide messenger RNA. It is a transcript of the gene BET4, whose product is annotated as Rab geranylgeranyltransferase. The record is from RefSeq and is a predicted model, not a curated record. Lineage: Eukaryota; Fungi; Ascomycota; Eurotiomycetes; Chaetothyriales; Trichomeriaceae. Gene Ontology annotation, molecular function: Rab geranylgeranyltransferase activity. The transcript is spliced from 2 exons. Gene Ontology annotation, cellular component: cytoplasm; Rab-protein geranylgeranyltransferase complex. Bases 1 to 1155 code for a protein of 384 amino acids. Gene Ontology annotation, biological process: protein geranylgeranylation.